AUGAGCCACGCGGCCUCGUACAAGCUGGUGCUCGCCGUGUCGUUGUUUCUGUUGUUUGCCGGGCUGAUUCUGACCGCGCUCAGCUUGUUCAGUUCACAGUGGCAGAUAGCGGAAGUCCCAUGGGGCCACGUCACCCAUCAGCAUGGUGUUGUGAAGGACUGUAUCGAGCCCUCACCCGGCCUAAUACCUUUACACCAAACAGCUCACACCGCCCAUCGAUGCGUCUACAAAUUUGACCCGGCUGCCGAGAAAAGUCUAAUGCAAGCGUUGAGCGUAGGUGAUGAAGAAUCGCAGGAGGUGCUGCUACAUCGGUUUUUACCCCAGCACAAGAGUGUCGUCUUCUUCUCCGUGUUCGUCUUCGUCUUCGGCCUCUUGUCGGCGAUAAUUGGAGUCUGUAGCCCGUGUUUCCCUCCAAACUCCAUUCUCUUCGUGGGGACACUAUUUUUGACAGCUGGCUGUUCGAUUUUGGCCGACGUCAUCUUCAUCGCGGCCAGUAUCAAACCCCCAAGGGUUGUAUGGAAUAAAUAUUCCAAUUUUGACCCAGCUAAAUAUCAGAGUAAACUCGGCAUCGCGGCAUUUGUUCAUCUACUGGCGUCUGGGCUUAUAGCUACGGCUUUUGUAUCGUCGUUAGGCGCCACCUACCUGUUGUUGAUGACGAGAAACCGGAAGGGGGCCGGUUGUUGCUCGCAGAUAAGGACGAAGGCCAGGUUCCAGGAGGAGGACAGUCAACUCACUUGGUCCACCACCCCAGAAUUGAGCCUCGGUGACGAAGACGAGGCCGAUGAUGACCAAAAGGCUGGCGAGGAGUAUCCGCUGCAUCAACUGGAAGGUAUC
Molecule: messenger RNA, 834 nt
Organism: Mesorhabditis spiculigera
Lineage: Eukaryota; Metazoa; Nematoda; Chromadorea; Rhabditida; Rhabditidae
Source: the annotation of a GenBank genome assembly